Pelodiscus sinensis (Chinese soft-shelled turtle) is the source of this 7504-nucleotide messenger RNA. The record is from RefSeq and is a predicted model, not a curated record. Lineage: Eukaryota; Metazoa; Chordata; Testudines; Trionychidae.
UGGUGUUGAAACAAAUCCUUCUGGUAUCACCAGUGUUCUCCUUGAAUCUGAAUUUACCACAAGUGAGAAUGUACCAACAGUUACAAUCAAACAUACAGACCUGGUGGAAUCACCUGAAUUUAUGCCCUCGGAAUCUGUGCUUUUGCUUGACAAAACCCUUCCUGCAAGUGUUUCUACAGACAAAUCAUCUGUAAAUAUCUCAGACUUUUCAUCCAUCUUUUUAUCAACACCAUCUUUCUUUGAAUCUAGCAGCUGGUCAUCUUUAUCAUCUGCUGUAUCCACCUUUUAUUCAAGAAUGCCAAGUGAUUUAUCAACACUAUUACCUCAGGUCUCCCCUACGCUGCUGGGGACAUCGGUAGUUUUUGAUGCUUCCUUUAGUUGGGAUUCAGCUGACUUUCCUGCCACUGACAGGACAAAUAUAGAGAUUUCUCAACUCUCUCCCUGGCAGACUUCAUAUCUAUAUUCCAAUACAUUCUCUAUUUCAAACACACACAAUCCUGAAGUGAUGUCUUCAAGUUUUUACUCUGACUUCUCCAAGUUAUUAGAAGGAACAUCAGUCUUGCUAAUGGAUUCUGAAGUUUCGCUUACCUCAGUUUUCACAGAAGCUACCUCUCAGUUAGAGUCUUCACUCUUCUCCCUUGAAUCAGCAGUUCCUACACUGGUGCUGUCCAUUUCUGACUCGGAAUCUGUUCUAACCAGCAAUAUCUUGGUUGAUGAAACCUCAUGGUUUACCAGUUUUCAGACAACUCCUGUCUUAAGUUUACCUUCAUCCCUUCUCUCAACUGUUACAGCUUCAGAUGAGGAUAUCGGUGCUACUGUUAACUACACGUUGCUUUUAACAUCUCUCUCCAAGGCAACUGCUAGCACAGCACCUUUUACAACAAAUCCAUAUACGUCUUUGUUGAGCACAAAAGCGAGCAGCAUUAUCGCUUCACCUAUACAGUCAAUAUCUGUGGUCACAUCAUUUGUACCCACACAGCUGCCUCCAUCCACAAACACUUCAGUUGAAUUUGGUACACCAACAAAAACUAGUGUAACUGAAGUUACCAAUAUAACAGGUGCUUCUACCGUCACUUCAGCCACCGUUAGUCGCACAGAUAGCCAUAGUACAACUACUGAGAGCAGCUCAAGUACUUCCUCAUCCCCUUCUACUGCUGUAGUGGCUACAACUCCAUCUGAAGUUAUAAUUAUCAACACCACCCGACAACCAUAUGUUUGUGACAUCACUGUUCCUGACACUUACUUAAUAAUGGCUGUGCUGGCCCGAACAGCUGUGCUAGAAAAUGUCAGUGAGUCCAUCAAAGAAGUGCUGAGACUUCAGUUCAGGCGAGCAGUAGAACUGGAGGUUUAUAAAAUUUCCCCAAAAUUCUCUUUCUUGGUGACAUCAGGUCCUUUUGUUUACACGGCAAUAGCUGUCAUAAACGUGCUUAUGAACAGCAAUCUUCUUCAAGGUCAGGCACCUGUAAUCCUGUCACUGCAGCCUUCUUUCACCAUGCCAGAGCCCAGGUUCCAAGCUCGCACAGUUCUUCAGUUUGUGCCUCAAAACGUUGAUAUUGGGUUCUGUAACUUCAGCCAGCACAUUGAGAAAGGGCUGACAAUGGCAUUCAUGGAGGCGAGAAAACAUCAGAGUAUCCACAAUGUCACAGUGCAGAUACUGAAUAUAACUCUGAGCAAGCCUCAAAUGGCAAUUCGGCAGGGCCCCGUGAACAUUGUCUUUGCCAUUAAGGAUACAUAUGGAUUCUUGAAUGGAUCUGAAGUCAGUGAGCUCCUGAGGAACCUGUCUGUGGUGGAGUUCAGUUUCUACUUGGGCUUUCCUGUGCAGCAAAUUGCCGAACCCUUUCGUUAUCCUCAACUCAAUGUGUCUCAGUCAAUGAAAACUUCCUGGGUGAGAACAGUUCUUCUGGGUGUUGUCACUCAGCAAAUUCAAAAGGAAGUGUUUCAGGCUGAGAUGGAGCGGAAACUGGCACAGCUGUUCAAUGAGGCAUUAACCAGAGCGCGAAUAUGGAAACGGGCCACGAUUUCAGGGAACAUCAUUGUGCAGAUUGUCAAUGUGUCACAGCUAGAGGGGGCUGAUCACCCUGUAGAACUGAUCUAUUUUGUGGAAGGUCAAAAUGGAGAGAGGCUCAGCGCUGAACAGUCUUCAGAUCUGAUUAACAGAGUGGACAUCCAGAGAGCUGCUAUCAUUCUCGGAUACCGUAUUCAAGACCCAGUUGCUCAACCUGUGGAUAAAUUGAAAGAGUCGGCAUCUGAUUCUCAGAAUAACAAUCUGUGGAUUAUUGUCGGUGUGGUAGUCCCCGUGGCUGUGGUGCUGCUUAUCAUUAUUAUUUUAUACUGGAAGCUCUGCCGAACAGACAAGUUGGAGUUUCAGCCAGACACCAUGAGCAAUAUUCAGCAGCGACAGAAGCUACAAGCUCCCAGUGUGAAAGGGUUUGAUUUUGCUAAACAGCACCUGGGCCAGCACAACAAAGACGAUAUCCUGAUCAUUCAUGAGCCAGCUCCUCUCCCGGGACCUGUUAAAGACGCUAACCCUUCUGAAAAUGGAGCCGUGCCAACCCCCAAAUCAAAGACCACUUCAAAGCCUUCAAAGAAUGUUCGACACAGAGGGAGAGUUUCCCCUUCGGAUGCUGAUUCCACAGCGAGUGAACAGUCCAGUGAGAAAGAGACAGGAGAAGAAACUGCAAGACCACCAACCACAGCCAAUGAGGGCAAACCACGCAGAGGUCCAAAGAGUGGACCUCCACAGAGCAGUAGUGGAAAUGAGCAGCAAUCCUCAGCAUCUAUCUUUGAGCAUGUGGACAGGAUGUCUCGUUCCUCAGAAGCAAGCAGACGGGUCCCAAGCAAGAUCCAGUUGAUUGCCAUGCAGCCAAUUGCAGCCCCUCCAGUUCAUAACCUAGCACUGUCUGACCGAAUAGCUGAGACCAACAAAAUUAACAAAGAGAUACAGACAGCCCUGAGGCAUAAGUCAGAGAUUGAACAUCACCGUAAUAAGAUCCGUCUCCGAGCCAAGCGCAAAGGCCACUAUGAAUUUCCACUUGUGGAUGAUGUGAUUGUCAUUGAUGCCAAAGAGCAGCACAGAAUAUACCGCAAGGCGCAGAUGCAGAUUGACAAGAUCUUGGACCCUGGGGGCAACGUGCCUACUGUUUUUAUCGAACCCAGGAAGAGUUCACGUGCAAAACGUUCUCCCAAGCAGCGUCGGAGACACCAAAUAAAUGGCAGCCCCAUUGAUGCUGAGAAGGACAGGCUAAUCACCACUGACAGUGAUGGGACAUACAAAAGACCACCAGGAGUCAACAAUUCUGCAUAUAUUUCCGAUCCCGACGUGCCUGCGGAACCGCAGACACCUUCUCUUGAUCUUGGGAAGUACCCAGCCUUGCCUCCCUACCCAGCCUCUCAGUACAUCCCUCCACAGCCAUCCAUUGAAGAGGCCCGGCAGACCAUGCACUCUCUCUUGGAUGAUGCCUUUGCCCUGGUGGCUCCCAGUAGCCAAGCAGCAAGUUCCACUGCCAUCACAUCACCGGGGGUCUCUGCAGGACAGCCGAGGUAUGUGGAAUUUGGAAUGACUCCUCCGACAGCGCCGGGCCUGCUGCAGAGGCAAAGUUUUGGCCCGGGUUUCCUUCCACCUGCAGAAUUAAUGCACCCAGACCAGCACCAGUCUGAUGGUCAAUACUCCUCCCGAGGGAUAUACCCGGAAGAAUUGCCAUCGGUGGCACGGCCACGACCAGUUGGAAGCACUGCAGGUUCUCAGAUACAGCACCUCACUCAGGUGGGAAUUGCUAGCAGAAUCGGAGCCCAACAAGUGGAGAUUCCCUCAGUCAGAGCAGGGCAUGGCCAGCCGGGGGCACCAGGGUGGCCCCAGUAUCGUGAAGAGGAUGACUAUGCUAGGAGAGAUGCAACUCAUAUGCAUGGACAUCAAGAAUAUUCCUCCUCACCAGCAUUCCAGAUGCAGAAGACUUCAGCCAGACAGCCCUCGGCACCACCUGCGCAUCUUCCACACAGCAGCCUUCAGGGGCAGGGCCUCUGCUACACCACCAGUUCCAAUGAGGACCUUCAAACUGGUCACUCCUCUGCAUCUCUCAUAAAAGCAAUUAGAGAGGAACUUCUGCGCCUCUCACAGAAACAGACAGCAGUGCAGAACUUUCACAGCUGAUUUGUCGUGUUCAUGCAAAUCUUCCAGGUAUCUGCUUCCUAUGGAAGCAAGACUCAAAGGAAAUCAGCAAUGUUUUCCUUCUGUCAUCAGAGCGAACUUCCACAGCGCCAGAAAUUACACAUCAGAAAAGAGCAGCAAUAGAAGGGGAGAGAGAGAGAGGUGUGUGGAGGCAGGGAUAAGGAGGCCAUACGUGGUAUUGUCAGAGCUGGCUAUCCUGCUUAAUCUGUUAGCAUCACUGUGCCCCUCCUUGGUUUGAUCUAAUGAACAAAGUUAAACUUUAGUUCGAAAGCCAGCUCUAAAAAAAUACCACACGCACUACCCCCAUCAAGAAAAGAAGAAGGUAAAACUUCUUGCUUAAAGAAGAAGGCAAAACUUGCCUAUUACCAGCAAGAGGGAUUGAAUUGACAUUUCAUGAAGAGAUAACAAGAAUUCUAACCUCUCCAAUAUAUUUAGGGAAGUGGCUCAUGUUGCUGCUUUCCAAGAUUGCAAACCAUGCAAGAUCAGAGAUGCUGAAGGUGCAGUCCAGCACAGGAAAUCACCUUAAUGACAAAAACAGUAAAACUGCUUAGAAAAAAAAGAAUUUGAGCUACGUGUAACAAACCAGAACAAUAAUUGUUAUAGCGUUCUCUUUUCAGAUGGAGCUACUCUCUGCACUCCUCCUCAUUUUUCUGCUGGUGCUGAAGCUUCAAGUGUCCCUUCAUCUUCAUGUUUUCAAAGUAAAAUCAUGGCCGCCUUAAACCCAAGAAUAGAUCUGUAGACUCAUGCAGAAUGGGAAAGCAAAAUGUCCAAAAAGAAAAGUCUGGAUAUUUAUUCUGUUAAAAAUACAUUGAAAUCUAGAUGGGAAUUCUUAGCCUCAGUUGAAUUUUAAAGCAUAAGUAUGUAUGUUUGUCUUCUAAGCUCAGAUCCUCACGUACUAUAUGCUUUCACAAGACCAGAGUUAAAAUAUCUGUGAUUUGCUAUGUGGACAGAAAACAAGCUAGUCUGGGUGAUAUAGGUUCCAUCAGCAUUAGUUAUAAAUUUACUGUAAACCAUGGCAUCUCAGUCAUGUCUAGUGAAACUGAAUUUUACAAAAGAUAAAACUUGGCACUUAGACAUUUAGAGUAUUAAUAUAAGCUUAGAUUUGUUGUUUGAGACAGUUACUCUAUUUCUGUUUUUAUUGUCCCUAGAGAUGAAAGGGCCUGGUAACAGUGGUGCAUGUCCUGGAGCAUUUAUCGUUUUAUCUAGAGUUUAAUUUACAAUUAGCUAUGAGUUUACUAACAUUUGGCCAUUGCAUAAUUGUAACCUUGAUAAUACAAGUGAAAAUUCUAACUAAAGUUUGCUUUGUUGGAGUACUUUUCUUUUUACCGUACAUUGAAUUAAAGCUAGAAUGAUGGCAUAGAGAAAGUUACUAUUGGUCAGGAGGGUUAGGAGUUUCAUAGUGAGAAAGCGAUGUUCUUGACUACUUGAUGCUAGGAGUUGGGAUUUUCAAACACCAAACCCAAGGGUAGUAAUGAAUGGCUUAAUCAAUUGUGAACAAUGAAAGGGGUCACCAAGCAGGUGGCUUAGAGGAAUGUCCAGGUUUGCCUCAUAUAGAUUCCUUACUUGGCUGAUGUUUGAAUCAGCGUUGGAAUAGUAUCAUAUAUGGCAUCUUUAUGGUGGGUCAGCUAUGAGGGUACCCACGUGUGUGUCCUCAAUUACAAGACAGAUUCACCGUAUGAUAAAAGUGGAAACAAAAGAGGAGGAACCUUGCCUUAUACUUCUAGACACGCACGUGUGACAGUCAUUGUCACAGCCACCAAAAUUAGGCAGCUGAAGACUGAGUAGCUGGUUGCUUAUUAGCAUUAAAAAAAGAAUUAUUAUUGCUCUUGAUAUCAGGACAAGGUUACACUUUUGUUGAUCCAAGUUCAUCAAAUAGGCAUAUGAGAUGCUUAACCUACUAGAGCAGUCUAAGUAAAAUUCUGAGAUUUAUAAUCAAUCCCCCAGCCUUCAUGAGGCCAAACUGAGAUACUGAAUUUAAUCCUGAUGCCUGCAUAGUGGUGAUCAGUAAGCCAUCAAGUCUAUACAUUUUUUUUCAUAUAUUUUUAUGUGGCAUUCUGAAAAUUUUGCCUUUUAGUGCAUAACCGGUUAUCCCCCUGGGGCAAAGACAUUGGAUGAAAAAUUAGUUUCCUAAUAGAUUUGUUAAAGUAAACCCUAUGGCUGCUUUAAAGUGAGACACUAACACUGAAACCAAUUUGAAAAACAAGAGCAUUAGUGGGGUAAAAAAAUGUACUUGGGCCAGAAUUUGUAUGCUUUGAUAUUACUGAAAACUGUUUUCAGGGUGUUUCGUUAAAACGUCUCUCCCUUGCAGCCCAAACUGUCCUUCUAGAACCUAUAGUGAAGUCAGAUUACUUAACGUCUGCUAUCGCUCCACUUACGGGAUCAUUAAUACAUUGUGCUUUUAAUACAUUAUAAUUAAUAUAUUGUGUGAUCUUUAAUAUAGCAUUAUAAGUGCACUUCAAGAAUACAUGGGUUGUUGGGUGUGAUGUCUUUAUUAAAUGCAAUACUGUAACCAGCAAACAUGGCUAAGACGUCUGGAAGAUUAGCUCUGAAUUGGAUGAGAGGAUAGAUGAUUUACACCAGGCCCUCAGUGCAGCAUGAGGAGAGAACAUUGGAGUAUAUCUUCACUUUUAGGAGUGGGGGAAUAAGCACUUUUUUCCCAGUUUAAUCACCUUGGAUAAUUUGAGAAAGGUGAAGGAUUUAAGUUAGUCUGAAAAGUUUUCUCUAGUACAGCGGUUCCCAACCUUUUCCAGACGGGGACCCAUUUUGACAAUUCAGGAAGACUUAGUGACCCAAAGCAAUUCAAAAACGGGGGGAGGAGAGAGGGCAGAGCCACCUGGGGAGACACUUGGCGACCUUUUUGAAAUGUAAUGGUGACCCAUAUUUGGGUCCCAACCCAUAGGUUGGGAAACCCUGCUCUAGUAUGAAAGACCGUCUUUAAGCCCUGAAGAGUUCAUAGAGAAUGACAAGAGAGAGAAAUGCAUUUACCAGUUUUGUGCCUGAGUACCACUCUCAAGCUUGCUAGAGACUUUGUUUGCUAUUCGCCGUGGUCCUCUGUCUCCCAAUGCCAUUUAAAACCUUGCAUGUAAGAUGCCCAAUGCUUCACUGUAUAAGAGUGGCCAUAACACAAAGGGAUUAUAUGCAGACUUUAUUCAACCGCUGAAUUGUUGAAGAUUAAGGUUGCUCAUAUACUGCAAGAAAAAAAACUGUCUGAAACAUACAAGACAAGAUGUGCAUUUCUACUUUAGAAUCCAGGUAAAUGAUCCAAUACUAAUUGGCUGUGUCUACAUUGGCACCCUUUUCCGGAAAAGGGAUGCUAAUGAGACACUUCAGAAUUGCAAA